GAUGUGGGCCUGAUUACAUAUGGAGGAUGGAAAGUGCACUAUAAAUUAUGCCAGCAAAGUUAUAAGCGUGCUUUCUUGAAUCGCAUCGCUUGAUGUCCUGAAGGUGAUCACCACUACACAAAGGUAGCCUUUGAUUUACACUGAGAUAUGCAAGUUUCUAGAUUUAUCUUUACAAAUUGUCUUUUAAACGUAUUUUUUUGUCCAUGAGCCUUCUAACAAACACAAAGUAUGUGAAAAAAUUGUAAGAAAUUAUAUAAUGAAUUAAUAUUAUAAAAAUUCGACAGUUCCACAGUCGUACAGAAACAUGGACUUGAUUUCUCUACUUCUCACAUUCGCCUGCAUGGUCACCGUAUCUUAUGUGAGUAUAUUUCUAAACAACGGUUGGGACUAGGUUUCUUACCUGAGUAUUUUACCAAAUAGUCGGUAGGUUGGUCGGUCGGCGUCAUGUAUUUCAACAAAAUAUAAUAAUUCGUUACAAAGAACUAUAAGCUAUUGAAUUAAGAUGACCUGUUUGACUAAAUCAGGCUUAACUUAUAAAUGUGUUUGAUCAACUGUUUCACUAAAUCAGGCCUAACUUAUGAAUGUGUUUGAUGACCUAUUUCACUAAAUCAGGCCUAACUUAUGAAUGUGUUUGAUGACCUGUUUGACUAAAUCAGGCUUAACUUAUAAAUGUGUUUGAUCAACUGUUUCACUAAAUCAGGCCUAACUUAUGAAUGUGUUUGAUGACCUAUUUCACUAAAUCAGGCCUAACUUAUGAAUGUGUUUGAUGAAUUGUUUCACUAAAUCAGGCCUAACUUAUGAAUGUGUUUGAUGACCUGUUUCACUAAAUCAGGCCUAACUUAUGAAUGUGUUUGAUGAAUUGUUUCACUAAAUCAGGCCUAACUUAUGAAUGUGUUUGAGUCUGGGGUUGAUGUUAGCCUCAGGAACAUUACAUCGUUGUGUUAAUAUUCAAUGAAGCGACACUGAAGAGACACAUACUUUCAUUGACAUUCCAAAGUUUGGCGUUUUAUCUGAACGAUAGGGCAAAACUCCAAACCUACAGAUCUUUGAUAACUAUCUCUCCAAACGACCCUUUCUCCAAAAUGAACCUUUCCCCAAAAUGAACCUUUCCCCAAAAUGAACCUUUCCCCAAAACGAACCAUUCCCCAAAAUGAACCUUUCCCCAAAAUGAACCUUUCCCCAAAAUGAACAUUUCCCCAAAAUGAACCUUUCGCCAAAAUGAACCUUUCCCCAAAAUGAACCUUUCCCCAAAACGAACCUUUCCCCAAAAUGAACCUAUCCCCAAAAUGAACCUUUCCCCAAAUGAACCUUUCCCCAAAUGACCUUUGCCUCUCACCGCCUCAUUACUUUACAAGCAAGAUGCAACAUUAAAAAACAACACACAAAGUAUGCAAUAAUUACUAGACCAGAAAUAAUUCUCACCAUUUUCAGACGAUUAGAUUUCCUUUUGGCCUGGCAAUACGCUCAAGUUAAAUGCACAAAUGAUUAUUUCAUGCGAUUUUAUUCAUUAUGUUAUUGUCACUUGACACACCAAAAAAUCUCUCAUUUGUAUUACUAGUUUGUUAUUAACGCAAUCUUUCAAUUCCCAUGACCCUAGGCCACUCUUGGUCACAUUUGUUCAUAUAACUCCGAGUGUGACCAGGGAGAGUGUUGUCAGAUCCUGAGUGCCGUCAUGGUCGUCAGCAAGAAACGACAACUGGACUGGAUGACCACGACACCUGGAGGCAAGUCUGUGAGACUAAUGAAUUUAAGAUACUUUUGAAUUUAUGAUAGUAGUGAGUUUAUGAUACUUUUGAAAUUAUGAUAAUAGUGAAUAUAUGAUACUUUUGUGAAUUAUUAUAGUAGUGAAAUUAUGAUACUUUUGAAUUUAUGAAAGUAGUGAAUUUAGGAUUCUUUUGAAUUUAUGAUAGUAGUCAAUUUUUGAUACGUUUGAAUCUACGAUACUAGUGAAUCUAUGAAACGAUUGAAUUUAUUGUUCUAGUGAAUCAAUGAUACUUUUGAAUAUAUGCUACUAGUAAAUCUAUGAUACUUAAUCUAUGAUACUUAAUCUAUGAUACGUGUGCAUCUAUGCGACUAGUGAAUAUAUGAAAAUUUUGAAUAUAUGCCACUAGAAAAUCAAUAAUGCUAUCAACUAUGGUACUUCAAAUCUAUGAUACCAGUGAAUCCGUGACACUAGUGAAUUCAUUAUGCGCUUGAAUUUAUGAUACUAGUGAAUCUAUGAAACUCCUGAAUCUAUGAUACUAAGGAAUUUAUGAUACUUUUGAAUUGAUGAUACUAUUCAAUUUAUGAUUCUAUUGAAUUAAUGAUACUAGUGAAUCUAUGAUACUUUUGAAUAUAUGCUACUUAUGAAUUUAUGCUAUAAGUAAAUAUUUUACUAGUAAACCUAUGAUACCAGUGAAUCUGUUACACUACUUAAUCUAAGAAACUAAUGAAUUUAUGAUUCGGGUGAAUCUAUUUCUUAGUGAAUGUAUGACACUAGUAAUUGUAUGCUAAUAGUGUUUUAAUGUAGUGCGUGGAGCCCUCAUGUAAAUGGCGCGUUCAAAUAUCGGAAACUUUAGUUAAGAAAUCAAACAUGUUAUUGCAACGCAGCUUCUAAUGAUGGCUACGAUUUCAAGAAGCGAAUCAGGUGACAAACCAGUGCGCUAAUUGUUGUAAGUAAACACGCUGAUAUCUUUCAUUUGUUGAGCAGGCACUGUGGGCAGUUGUCAACUGUACCAAACUGAAGGAAGUUCAUGUCACCCUCUGGACGUACUUAACGGCUACUGCAGUUGUGAGCCCGGGACCCAGUGCACCGAGGUGGAGGAGCCUACGACUACCACCACCACCACCACCACCACCACACCUGAGCCAUCCGACUGCUCAGAUCCCAAUGGACCCACCACGCCCUCUAUCGCCAAGCGUACACCAGGCAGACCUGGUUAUCAGUGGCUUUGCACGGCUUGAAACUAGCACACGGCACAGAGACUUGGCGGAUUGUAGAGCAACAUAAACAUUAAACACUAGCUGUUGAAAGUAUAGCCAGACUCAUCUAAUCAUUAAGCCAUACCUGUUGAAAGUGUAGCUGUUAAAGUAAAGCUGUUUUAAGUAUAGGUGUUUUAAGUAUAGUUUUUAAAUUAUAGCUGUUUAAAGUAUACUUGUUUAAAUUAUAGCUGUUUAACAGUAAACAGACCCAUUAAAGCAUUAAACUUAAGC
Lymnaea stagnalis (great pond snail) is the source of this 3192-nucleotide messenger RNA. Lineage: Eukaryota; Metazoa; Mollusca; Gastropoda; Lymnaeidae. The record is from the annotation of a GenBank genome assembly.